Neolamprologus brichardi is the source of this 2479-nucleotide messenger RNA. Lineage: Eukaryota; Metazoa; Chordata; Actinopteri; Cichliformes; Cichlidae. The record is from RefSeq and is a predicted model, not a curated record.
UUCCACAUGUAAACAUGCGACUUAAUCCCGUGGCUAACGACGUCCAAGUUAAACAGUUCUGUCGCGUGUAUUCAUGCCUCUGAUAAGCGUGUUAUCGAGAACUUAGACAUUAGCUUCCUGUGGUGGAUUUGUAUUAAACUGCAUUUCACUUUUUGAGUUGGUGCACACGCCGUAAAGUUAGCAGUUAGCCAUGGCGGCGCACACCAUAUUUGUUGGUUCUCUACCAGAUUCAGCUUCUAAUGAGCGACUCGAAGAAAUAUUCUCAGAAAUUGGUCCGGUAAAGAAAUGCUUCGUGGUCAGAGAUAAAGAGACAGAAAAAUGUCGGGGGUUUGGUUUUGUCACAUAUUCCAUGGAGGAAGAUGCACAACGAGCCUUAAAAGAAAUUAAAGAAUACGACGGGCAGAAGCUGUCCCUGACAGUCGCCAAGAGUAAAAUCAAAGACAAAAACAAGAAAGGUUCGUAUGAAGACAUGUUCCAAAACUGGCAAUUAGGAGAGUCCUGUGUCUCCAUGGUAACCUUGCACUUAUGUCAUUUAGCACCUACAGAGGCAGUCACUGCUCCAAAGGAGAAUCAGCAGAAAGGCUCCAAGAAAAAGCUACUGAAAGCAAGACUUAUUAUAAGGAAUCUCAGCUUUAAGUGCACAGAGGAUCAUUUGAAAGAAGUAUUUGCAAAGUUUGGGACGGUUGUUGAGGUCAAAAUCCCCCUCAAACCUGAUGGAAAGAUGCGUGGAUUUGCAUUUGUCCUGUUUAAAAAAGUGCCAGAGGCGUCAAAAGCACUUAAUGCUUUGAACUUGAAGGAGAUAAAAGGCCGACCUGUAGCAAUUGACUGGGCUGUACCAAAGGACAAGUUUGUUACUACACAGCAGUCCUCAAAUUCAGCCAGUACAAAUCCAGAAGAAGCAAAUGCUAACACUGACAGUGACACGGACGAUGAGGAUGAAGAAAAGACGAAAGCUCCACCUGAGAAGAAAAAUGUCAGUUCAAAAUCAGCUGUGAAGCCUACAGAGGAAUUUGAAUCAGGUGAUGAAGAUGGGAGUGAACAAAGCAGUGAAGUGAGUGAUUCUGAUGAUGAAAAAGAUGAGGAGGAAGAGGAUGAUGAUGAUGGGGAAGAGGAGGGUGAUGAUGAUGAUGAUGAGGAUGGAGAAAGCCUUGAUUCAGAUCAUGAUGAUGGCAGUAUGGAUGAAGAGGAUGAAGAAGAUCAAUUAGCUGAGAAAAAGACCUCGAAAAAACAGCUUCCUUCAGAUGUGAAAGAGGGCAGAACGGUUUUCAUCAGGAACCUGUCAUUUGACACGGAGGAAGAAGACUUAGAGGAAGUUCUCCUUCAGUUUGGAGAACUUAACUACAUAAAGAUUGUUCUCCACCCAGAUACAGAACAUUCAAAAGGUUGUGCCUUUGCUCAGUUUAAGACUAAAGAGGCUGCCGAUAAAUGCAUAGCUGCAUCACAGGAUGAGGCGGAGGAUAGUGGUAUCCGUAUACAUGGCAGAAAGCUGAUGAUUGUUGCAGCAGUGAGCAGAGAAGAUGCCGUGAAGCUGAAGGUCGAUAAAAAGAAGGUCGAAACAGGCACGAGGAACCUGUACCUGGCCAGAGAGGGAUUGAUUCGUCCAGGAACCAAAGCUGCUGAGGGUGUACCUGAGACAGACAUGGUCAAAAGAACCAGAUUUGAAGAAAUAAAGAGGGCCAAGCUUCGGGACAUAAACGUGUUUGUGUCAAAGACUCGCCUGUGUGUGCACAACCUGCCGAAGUCAGUGGACAGCAAAAAACUCAAAUCACUCUGCCUUCAAGCUGUGAAAGGAGUAAAGGGAGUUCGCAUCACAGAGUGCCGGGUCAUCUACGACAAGAAGCCCGAGAAGGGUCAAGUGAUGGGACAAUCGUUAGGCUAUGGCUUUGUUCAGUUCCAGGAUCACGAACAUGCUCUCGCCACGCUUCGCUACCUUAACAACAACCCUUACGUCUUUGGCUCACAAAAGAGACCCAUUGUUGAGUUCUCCCUGGAGGAUUUAAGAAAACUCAAAAUAAAAGAAAUGCGGCAACAAAAGAGCAAGGAGUUUUUAAAAAAUCAGGCUAACAAAGGAGGAGUAAAACCCAAGUCCCAAACAGCCGGAGAUGGAAAAGGACCAGGGAAAGGUGGGAAUAAAGCACAAUCCUCACUGAAGAAAACGGCAGAGGAAAAAAGUAUUCCUGAAGGCCAGAAACAAGACCAACACUUUUCAGGCUUCCAGACCACAUCUGAGGUUGAACACGUAGAUUUGCAGAAUGGGAAGAAACGAAAGAAAGUGCUGCCUUUGCCUUCCCAUCAGGGACCAAAGAUCAGAUCGCGUGACAAGAGAAAGCAGCAGAAAGCCCCUCCGCCUAAGAAAGCCAAGCCUGGAUCAACCAGGAAGGAGCGACCAAAGCGACAGAUUGAGAAGCCCACACAGCCCAGAAACCAGGUUUGCAAAUUUGGUGUUACAUGUGCUUAUUUGUAAUCUUGAGUAAUAGUC